This is a messenger RNA of Helobdella robusta, 1167 nucleotides long. RefSeq lists its product as hypothetical. Gene Ontology annotation, cellular component: plasma membrane. The record is from RefSeq and is a predicted model, not a curated record. NCBI's taxonomy places the organism in Eukaryota, Metazoa, Annelida, Clitellata, Rhynchobdellida, Glossiphoniidae. Bases 1 to 1167 code for a protein of 388 amino acids. Gene Ontology annotation, biological process: G protein-coupled receptor signaling pathway. Gene Ontology annotation, molecular function: G protein-coupled receptor activity. The transcript has 6 exons.
AUGAAAGGUCAUCGAAGAUCGAUUGUUGUGGAAUUGUGGAAUGAUUCGUUAGUUCAAAGUGCUCGCACUGCUGCCAUCCAACACAGACAAACGCACACAAACACAUACACAUAUGAUUACCAAGAGACAUGGGGGUGGUGGGUCCUUCACAUUGGAACGCCAACUUUGUCCUUAUUUGGAAUACCUGGAAAUCUCCUGACCAUUAUCAUCAUGCGGUCGAACAAGUAUCGGUCCAAGUCCUACUCGCAUUUUUUAACGUCGCUGGCAGUUUUCGAUAGCAUCAUCCUCAUUAGCAAAUGCACCAAACGAAUGUUGUACAAUUCAGCUGGGUUCGAUGAAAUUACUUUACUAGGUACGAUCCUCUGCAAGCUGCACAACUUCUCACUGCACGUCUGCUACCUGAUGACGUCGUGGUUGGUGAUCUGCCUGACUAUCGAGAGGCUCAUCGCUGUACAUUACCCAUUCCUGAAGAUCAGACUCUGCAGAGCGAAACAAGCGACCAUCAUCAUAAUAAUCUUAUUUCUCAUUCUUUCCUACUCCCAGAUCUUCCGUUUGGUUCACAUUGGAAUGUAUAAAACGAAGCAGGCCUACGUGUGCACAAGUGACCUGAGGUACCUGAGGACUUAUUUGAUUCUGCACACCUACGUUUACCAGUUGGUACUUCAAUGCGUCAUUCCGAGUAUCUCCAUCAUCUCCUGCAACAUGUUCCUGCUCUUCAAGUUGAAGUUCAAGUUCAAAAUGCUGAAAGGUCGUCACAUGAGGGAUAGCAUUUCUUCAACCCAUUCGAAAAAAUCUAGUUUGGACCUAAAGACAACAUUUAUGUUGCUGGUCAUCAGCUUCUUGCACGUCGUCACGCUGGUUCCUACUGUUGCACUGACCAUCGUCGUCCACAUCACCAUAGCCCUUAAGAAGGACCUUGGACUGAGCAUUUUUCUCUACACUGUUAACAUCAGCAGCAUUAAUCUUUUUUCCAUCUUUUUAGAAAUUGCCGUAAGUAUUUUGAGAUUUACUUUUGGCGAAGUUUUUCAAUUGAAACCUCACAAAGCCUCCAAUGAACCGAUUUGGAUUUUUAACUAUAAAAAACUGGCACUAGAAUAUUUCAAGCAGAGCAACAUUAAAAGGUACCUACUUACAUGUAGCAAUCUAUGUGCCAAAUUCAGAGUCUGA